AUGCAGGCGCAGCAACAACGCGGGGCCAUAACCCUCGUCAUUGCACUUGCUGCGGCGCUCGCCGCCCAUGGCGCCGCCCUCAGCGAGGCGUUCCUGUACAAAAUUAAACUCUGCUUUACGGAGACUGGCCGCAUCAUAGACAAGAUGAGGGGCGGCAGGGCACAGGCGGUGCGGCGCCAGAUCGCCGAGGUGAUGGGCGGGCCCGACGGGCUGCAGGGCGCGCCGGUGGACAGGGUUGUCGCCCUCCUGAAGGAUCUGGAUGAGGAGUCUGGACAUAUCACAAGAGAGGUCCAGCUGCAGGGUUUCAGGACCCUGAUUGCCACAUCGCUGGUUGAGACGUGGGCGCUGAAGCUAGUCGCGCUGGUGAUCCACGGGAAGGAGGAAGCGCUGCGCCAGCAGGCGCCCAUGACCGCGGCGCAAGCGGCAGACUUCAUCGCCGCCGACCUCGACCGCCUGAACAUCAGGCGCCCGCAGGAGCUGGCCAGCGUGGACAAUGCCGUCGAGCAGCUCUACAGGCAUCUGUACAUGGAGGUGCCCGACGACAUGGGGGACGAGGACGAGGAGGAGUUCGUCGGCCUCAAGUGGUGA
Messenger RNA from Monoraphidium neglectum, 588 nucleotides. RefSeq lists its product as hypothetical. The coding region runs from base 1 to 588 and encodes 195 amino acids. The transcript is spliced from 3 exons. NCBI's taxonomy places the organism in Eukaryota, Viridiplantae, Chlorophyta, Chlorophyceae, Sphaeropleales, Selenastraceae. The record is from RefSeq and is a predicted model, not a curated record.